Messenger RNA from Kogia breviceps (pygmy sperm whale), 2201 nucleotides. It is a transcript of the gene BANP, whose product is annotated as BTG3 associated nuclear protein. NCBI's taxonomy places the organism in Eukaryota, Metazoa, Chordata, Mammalia, Artiodactyla, Physeteridae. Gene Ontology annotation, molecular function: DNA binding. Gene Ontology annotation, biological process: negative regulation of protein catabolic process; protein localization to nucleus. The record is from RefSeq and is a predicted model, not a curated record.
UUCUCUCGCGAGGACGGACGCCAUUAUCGCAUCUCCUCGACAAACACCACGAGAAUUCCGCAGCCCACACGGUGACAGAAAGCCCGUGCUUCGUGAGUCCGAUUCCUGCCCGUUGACCGGCCACUCUGCUCUCGUCCUGGAUGAUGUCAGAACAGGACCUGGCGGAUGUGGUGCAGAUCGCCGUGGAGGAGCUGAGUCCCGACCACCCAGUUGUACUGGAGAAUCAUGUAGUGACAGACGAAGAUGAACCAGCUUUGAAACGUCAGCGACUAGAGAUCAAUUGCCAGGACCCUUCUAUAAAGUCAUUCCUGUAUUCCAUUAACCAGACAAUCUGCUUGCGAUUGGAUAGCAUUGAAGCCAAGCUGCAGGCGCUGGAGGCCACAUGUAAAUCACUGGAAGAGAAACUGGAUCUGGUCACCAACAAGCAGCACAGCCCCAUCCAGGUGCCCAUGGUGGCGGGCUCUCCUCUCGGCGCCACCCAGACCUGCAACAAAGUGCGAUGCGUCGUCCCCCAGACUACAGUAAUUCUCAACAGCGAUCGGCAGAGCGCCGUUGUAGCCAAGAUGGAAGACCCCCUGCGCGGCGGGGCGCCGGAUCCCCUGGAAAAUAUCAUUAGCAAUGCGGUGCCCGGGCGUCGGCAGAACACCAUCGUGGUGAAGGUGCCGGGUCAGGAGGACAGCCACAAUGAGGACGGGGAGAGCGGGUCCGAGGCCAGCGACUCCGUCUCCAACUGUGGACAGUCAGGAAGUCAGAACAUCGGCAACAACGUCACCCUCAUCACCCUGAACUCGGAAGAGGACUACCCCAACGGCACGUGGCUGGGGGACGAGAACAACCCCGAGAUGCGGGUGCGCUGCGCCAUCAUCCCCUCCGACAUGCUGCACAUCAGCACCAACUGCCGCACCGCCGAGAAGAUGGCACUCACGCUGCUGGACUACCUCUUCCACCGCGAGGUGCAGGCCGUCUCCAACCUCUCGGGCCAAGGCAAGCACGGCAAGAAGCAGCUCGACCCCCUGACCAUCUACGGCAUCCGCUGUCACCUCUUCUACAAAUUCGGAAUCACGGAAUCCGACUGGUAUCGAAUCAAACAGAGCAUCGACUCCAAGUGUCGGACGGCCUGGCGGCGGAAACAGCGAGGCCAGAGCCUGGCCGUCAAGAGCUUCUCCAGGAGAACCCCGUCCUCGUCCUCGUACGGCACCUCAGAGACCAUGAUGAGCACGCCUCCGCCCGCCAGUGAGCUGCAGCAGCCCCCGCCUCAGGCCCUGCACUACGCCCUGGCCAACGCCCAGCAGGUCCAGAUCCACCAGAUCGGGGAGGACGGACAAGUCCAAGUAGGCCACCUCCACAUCGCCCAGGUGCCUCAAGGGGAGCAGGUGCAGAUCACGCAGGACAGCGAGGGCAAUCUACAGAUACACCACGUGGGACAAGAUGGGCAGGUGCUGCAAGGGGCCCAGCUGAUAGCCGUGGCUUCUUCGGACCCUGCUGCCACGGGGGUGGACGGCUCGCCGCUCCAGGGAAGCGACAUCCAGGUCCAGUACGUGCAGCUGGCACCGGUGACUGACCACACCGCUGCAGCCCAGGCGGCCGACGCCCUGCAGCCCACCCUGCAGUCCGAGAUGCAGCUGGAGCACGGGGCCAUCCAGAUCCAGUGAGGGGACGGCCGCCGACCAGACAGGGCCCGAGCCAGAGCCGCCGCCCAGCGCUGGUUCCCGUCACCCGCACCGCUCACACGCACCCGUCCCUCGGCUUCUCACGGGAGGGGGACCGCGCACGUUCUGCUCAAGUGCGUCCGAGUGCCUCAUCCUCGGGGAGAGCGCCCCGGUAAAUAAAGACGACGGUAGCCCCUGCCGCCCCCGCCCGAAGACCCUGUUUCUUUUGAUCACCCCACCGUGUACGGGGAAGGAGCAGGAAGCACAGCGCGGUUGCGUUAAGUACACGCGGGAAAUCAAGAACUACGAUAUUUUUCUCUGUUCAAACAGCUUUUUUAAUUUGCUAUGGUGUUUAUAACAAAAAACAAAAUUGAAAAAAAAGUGGAGUAGCAGAAGCCUUUUGCUGUGUGCUCUGUUCAGUGUAAUGCGAAGAGGUAUUUGCAAAAGAAGACUAACGAUUUUAAUGGAAACGUUGCUUACCUACUUUUCUAGAGGGAUGCUGUCAGCGCUGUGAUUGUGCAUUUCUAAUGGAAUAAAAUGUAUUUAUGGCCA